UACUGGCCCAUAGGCAUAGGCGAAGUGCGGUAUUUUCAACAGUCAGUCAAUCUCCCCUGACACUUUGAAAAGUAACUUACACUAUUUUUUUACUCUACCCCGAUACUUGCAGGUCGACGUGAUCAUCUUUGCCCGUUACCCCUGGCCGAGAACUAGUGUUAGUAGUAGUACCGGUAGUGAUAAUGAAACGGUGGAGAGCUGUUGUAACAGUGCUAUUUGUGCUGCCAGUAGUUGUUGUUAGUAUCCAUCGAUGGCUGCUGGAUAAAUCCUAUGUCUUCACUGCAGACGAAGUCGCUAGCGUUGCAAGAAACGCACUAGAAAAUGGACACAACGGACCAGAGUCGUUUGAUUUCAUAAUCGAUGAGAUGCGUCGUCGCCAUCCCGGCCACAUCCUGCCCAAAGAGCAGAUGAGAUGGGUGUUCGUGAAUUGCGGUGGCUGGAUGGGUGCCAUGAAGCUACUGCACGCCUCCCUCACCGAGUACGUCAUCCUGUUUGGAACAGCUGUCAACACGUCAGGGAACUCCGGUCGUUACUAUGCCAACAUCACGGACACCAUCGUCAGUGGAAAGUUUUGGCAGUGGAAGGAAGGCGAGGAGAAAGCUGUCCUGUAUGGACCCGGCGACACCGUCUAUCAUCACAUGUUUGAAGUUGCCGCCGUGGAGUGGUCUGCCGACACCUGGAUGCUGGAGUACGGGCGCGGCUUGAUUCCCAGUACGCUGGGCUUUGCGCUGGCCGACACCGUGUUCAGCACAACCGACUUCUGGAACAUGGGUGUCCUGCUGCACCAGUACGGUCUGGGCCUCUGGCUCAAACUGAACACAUCCCUGCUAAAUCUGUUUGGAUAUCCGGCUAUGUAGGACUAUUGGUAUUGAUGUACUUGUUGUGCGCAAGUAGUGUUGGUACUGAGGCCAGUACAAUAACAUAUUGUGCACAAGUGCAUCAGGAUCCAGUAUAUCUCUUUUAAAAGAGAAAUGAUUAAUUUGUCUACGCCGGUAGAAAUGGAUUUAUUUUAGUUUAGUUUUGAAAUGGACUACACGUACGUAUUAAUGACAAUUGGCGAAUGGAAGUAACGAUCAUAGCAGUCAUCUUUGGAGUGCCUUUUUUGGGAUAUUAUUUUGGGAGAUACGGUAGAAUAUGAUGACACUCCUUCGGGAGAUUAAAAAUCACAAUUCGAUGUUGCUUAGCCCGUCUUCGAAGUAAAAGACUAGGGCAGCAAAAAUGA
This is a messenger RNA of Sycon ciliatum, 1222 nucleotides long. Its product is annotated as sigma non-opioid intracellular receptor 1-like. The record is from RefSeq and is a predicted model, not a curated record. Gene Ontology annotation, cellular component: endoplasmic reticulum. NCBI's taxonomy places the organism in Eukaryota, Metazoa, Porifera, Calcarea, Leucosolenida, Sycettidae. The coding region runs from base 183 to 857 and encodes 224 amino acids. The transcript has 3 exons.